CUUGUGAUGUAAUUACCCCCGGACAGAACUCCGCUACCCCUCAUGAGUACCUGCAUAUACGACUAGAUAUAAAUAUACCCGAUGUUGCACUUCAACAUACACUACAAACGACAAGUAUCACGUUUUCCCAAUUAUCUCUUUGAUCCCAACUCCAAGAUUGUGCUGCCUUGCCCUCCCCAAUUCGUACUUCACUAUGCCUACCUCAAAAGUCUACGGCACUCCGGGCCCCAACAAUGAGAAGAUCGGCGGCGUCCCCAUUAUGCAUUACUUCGACUUUAUGUCUCGUGGGCGUGGCCAAGCCGUGCGUUUGCUCUGGGAAGACGCCGGAAUAGCCUACGAAGAUGUGCGCUACACAUUCGACGAAUACCCAUCAUACAAAGCCGACAAGAUCAGCGCGUUGAACCCCGCGGCUACAAUCCCCGUUGUCGAACUAGAUGGCAGAAUCCUAACGCAGAGUUACGCAAUGCUACGUCACUUCUCGCGGCUACUAGACGGCGUGUAUGACGGGAAAACCGAAGCGGAGAAAUACUUUACGGAUCAAAUCUGCGACAUGGUCAUUGACUGGCGCACACUCUUCGUAACUGCCUUUCUCUCCCCAGAGAAGGAAACAGCAUAUCCCAAGCAUUGCAGCACUACACGCGCAAACUUUCUCAAAGCCAUAACGCAGCACUUCCAAGGCAGCGACCUGGCUCAGAGAGGUCCGUUUGUCAUUGGGGAUACGUUCACGUAUGCGGAUAUAGUGCUGUAUCAGAUAUGCCAUGAUGAAGAGCUGACGAGGAAUGGACGGAAAGGAUUGCAGGAUUACCCCAGGCUUGUUGAGUUCGUGGACGCGGUGGAAGCGAGGCCCAACGUAAAGGCUUUCCUGGAGAGUGAGCGGUACUUGGGGUAGAGUGUUGAGGGAAUCAGAGGGAUGGAAAUGGGAUGUGUGUGGAAAGUGGGACGUAUGCAAUAAGAGGGCUCAUGAGAAUCGAUCUGUUGACGUCCUGGUUCAUUUUUCUUCUGCUUGGUGUCCCUGCAGUUUUCUGUCUUUUCUGCCGUUCGAUAGUUCGCUAUCUCUGGCAACUUAAAACGUGACUGAAAUUGGGAGAAAACGGUGUAUGCAACCGCCAUAUGGCGAUUGAUCUUUUGGACAUGUAUUUUCUUGUACAGAGCAAGUUGUUUUAUAGUAGU
This is a messenger RNA of Dothidotthia symphoricarpi CBS 119687, 1170 nucleotides long. Its product is annotated as glutathione S-transferase-like protein. Gene Ontology annotation, biological process: glutathione metabolic process. The coding region runs from base 194 to 889 and encodes 231 amino acids. Lineage: Eukaryota; Fungi; Ascomycota; Dothideomycetes; Pleosporales; Dothidotthiaceae. The transcript is spliced from 3 exons. Gene Ontology annotation, molecular function: glutathione transferase activity. The record is from RefSeq and is a predicted model, not a curated record.